CAAAUUUUGAAUUGGAUCAUAUAAGUAGUUGCCGAAUUUGAGACUGGCCCUCAGUUUCACUUCUGUGUUUCAAUCGUAAUGUCUAAAAUUUGCGUGUUAUUAUUUUUUGCUUUUGGCUUAGCAUUCGCAUUUGCGCUUAUCGCUGAAAGAAAUGCGGAUGAACUAUGCAUAAGAGACGAUUCUAAACCGGGAUAUUGUAUGCGCCGAAGGAACUGUUCGUUCCUCAAAGAAUUAAUUGCUCGAAAAAAUCAAUUAACACAAGCUGAAAGAUCGUACUUUAGAAGAUCAAAGUGCCCUUCAAGAAGAAAUGAUAAGAGGUAUGUGUGCUGUGAAGAAAAAGAAAAGAUUGACCAGGCAAUUGAUAAUCUGUAUAAGGAGGAAUGCGGUAGAUUUGAAACAGAUUUGAUAGAUAAAGGUCAUGAAAUUCAAUUAAUGUCGAGGCCGUGGAUGGCUCUUCUUUACUUAAAAUUUAAAGAUGGAACUGAAAAAUUUGCAUGCGGCGGUACCCUGAUAAGCAAACGUUACGUGUUAACAGCUGCUCAUUGUUUCAACGAGAAAGAACUAUUAUCAGUGCGCUUGGGAGAGCACAAUAUAAAUAAGGAAAGAGAUUGCAUUGGAUUGAAUUAUUGUGCACCACCAGUUGAGGAUAUUGAGAUUGAACGCAUUUUUGUGCAUGAAAAAUAUUCGGAUCAAACUCAUCACAAUGAUAUUGCUCUAGUGAAACUGUCGAGAGACGUGGAAUUCAAAAGGAGUAUUUGGCCUAUUUGUCUGCCGACGAUCGAGACUCUUCAACAAAAACUUAACAACAAGACAACAUUCUAUGUGACUGGUUGGGGAAAAACUGAAUUCGCUGAAUUCUCUGAUACUCCAAUGGAAACUCUUAUAAAUCGAAUAGAUCACGCAGCAUGCCAAGAAAGUUUUCCGGGUCGGCGAAUCGUUUCAACACAUAUAUGCGCUGGUGGCAGUAAUGGGGACUCCUGCAAUGGCGACUCUGGAGGUCCAUUGUCGAAUAUAAUGUAUUUUAAUGAUUUUCAACGGUUUGUGCAGUCUGGAGUGGUCAGUUUUGGAUCUCGGAAUUGCAGUAGUAAGCAUCCGGGUGUCUACACAAAUGUUCAAAGUUACAUACGGUGGAUCGCUUACAAGAUUGCCACCAAAUGAAUUAAACAGUCAAACCAAAAUUAUAUAUAGUUAAUGAAGCUUAUCAACACAUAUUGCGCAUAUGAUCCAUAAUAAAUGAUUGCAUUGGGUCACAAAACAUA
Drosophila sulfurigaster albostrigata is the source of this 1259-nucleotide messenger RNA. RefSeq names its product serine protease grass-like. The record is from RefSeq and is a predicted model, not a curated record. NCBI's taxonomy places the organism in Eukaryota, Metazoa, Arthropoda, Insecta, Diptera, Drosophilidae. Gene Ontology annotation, biological process: proteolysis. The transcript has 6 exons. Gene Ontology annotation, molecular function: serine-type endopeptidase activity. Bases 79 to 1158 code for a protein of 359 amino acids.